GCUCCGAGUGAACGUUGGUAUCGCUUCACAUCACCGGGAUUCCCGCUUUACAUUCACAGUACGGACUUUAUUUAUCGCUUUUGUCUCUUUAUAUCAACUUUACUUCAAAUUCCGCGAUUGUUGAAGGAUUUGGGGCGGUCGUUUGUGACCAGGUAUGAUCGGUUUAAAUUUUCAAUUGACGUGAUUGACUGACUGACAGGGAUCUCCGUCAGGUGGAGCACUUGAACGAGAGUUUUGGGAGAGGGUGCUUGGACAUGCCCAGACAUAAUAACAUGGAUCCUACGAGGAGCCAGUGCGAGUCAAUCCAAAGGUCCCCUUGGAUCAUGCGAGUGGCUGUAGGGCAAAGCCCCGCCUCUUCAGGGGCGGAGUCAGACACUGAAGGGAGCAGCACAGAGAGUGAACGGCCUCGCCACAAGCAAGCAGAUGGCGACACGGCGCAUUUCCUGACGUCUCCUUCCAUGCUGCAGCGACGCAUCACGGAGCUUGACCAUCAGCGAGAGGAGCUGAAGAUUGAGCUGCAGCUGGAGGUGGCGCUGCUGCGAGGCGAGCUGCAGACGGAGCAGGAGCGACUGCGCAGACAUACAGAGCAGCUGCAGAUGUUGCAGGAGAAAGACAGACACAGAAAGUGCCAACGAUUGGCCAGCAGACAGAAGGAGCGUGUUCGGUUGGAGGAGGAACGUCUGAAGGUGGAGCAGAUGAAGAGGAAGUGUGAUGAGAUGGAGAAACUGAUUCCCACUCAACCAGAAGACCAGCGAGAACAACUGAUGCUGCAUCUACAACAGGAUAAGGAUGCGUUGGACGCAGCGGUGCGAGCGUUUGAAGACAUGGAGUUUCACGUUCUGGAGCUGGAGAGCGGCGUGGAAGACGAGAGAGAGGAAGAGGAUAACAGAGAAAGUGAGACGGUGAUCGAGAGAGACAUAUCCAGGGUAGAGCACAUGCUCAUCGCAUCUCAGGAACGUGCUCAACAACUGGAGAAGCAGCUGAAGGAGAUGGAGAAAGAGAGAGAUAAAGAGCUGAAUUCCCUCAGACAGGAGAGGAAAGAGCUGCUACACAAAUCACAGAGGAUUUUGAAAGAGAAGAAGCCGCUCUCCGAUUGGUCCAACAUCACUGGCUCCUCCCCCUGUGUGAUGUCACUCUCCCCACUGACCAUUCACAGAGCAGCACAGGAGUCACUGAAGGAGUCGUGUAGUUUACAGCGCAGACGCAGCUCACGCAGGAAAGUCCCAGACAGACCUCUCUCGGCACAAGUGUUAGUGAAGUUGACUCUGGACAGAACGUCAUCAGAGGGUCUCUCUCCUCGUCUUCCUCAUGCCAUUCCCAGAUUGAGUAACGGGCACAGUAUCGGGCAGAGAUUGGGGCACAGUGAUGUGAAUGACUCUCACACGCCCUGUAACAGCGCCAACACCUCCCGUGCGCCCAGUCCUCAGAGUUUGUUGGAUUUGGUGGAAAUCGAACGGAAACUCAGAGAGGCCAAAGCCGAGAGAGAACGCUUACUGAAGGAGAGAGAGGAGAGACGGCGCUUGCAGGCAGAACAGAGACGGAUCGAGAUGAAUUCAUUCACAAUACACACAGACGAAUCACACGCUGAAGAUCAUCAGCAGCACGAUCCAGCGCACAGGACGACAGAGCAGGGUGUCCCACUCUCCCUGAUGGUGAACUUUGACCUGCGCGCUCACGUGGAGGCUCUGGGUCACAAUGUGACCGGCUGCAUGGGAGUGAAUUUAUCUCCGCGGAGGUGUGGCGGCUUUCUGACUAAACGUGGAGGCCGAGUAAAGACGUGGAGGAGGAGGUGGUUUAUCUUCGAUCUAGACCACCAAAGACUGGCGUACUACACCAAUCUCGAUGAGAAGAAACUCAAAGGGGUGAUUUACUUUCAGGCCAUCGAGGAAGUUUACUAUGAUCAUCUACGAACGGCUUCAACGUCUCCACGGCCGAGUCUCACCUUCUGCGUGAAAACAUACGAGCGACUCUUCUUCCUCGUAGCACACAGCGCAGAAGCCACGAGGAUCUGGAUGGAUGUUAUUGUCACAGCGACUGAUGAACACUGCAGAUACUGAUGAAGACUUCAGUGAUGAUGUAAUGCAGAUGUACUGUAGUGAACAUGACAGCAGACUGUAGGACGAAUGACAGCAGGAAUAUUCUGUAUGUUGCAUUUAUUAAUGGCACAUUCAAUGUGUGUGUGUGUGUGUGUGUGUGUGUGUGUGUGUGUGUGUGUGUGUGUGUGUGUGUGUGUGUGUGUGUCUGCUGCCACCUGCUGUUGCACAUGAUGACAUCACAGCUCACUGACGGAGGACCGGAUGUUUCUUACACAUUAUUUAUUAAUGUUACUAUGUAUUAUUUUUAUGAUUAUUAUAUUUUGUAACUGUGAUUUUGACAUUUGGGGUGAAAAGUAUUUUUAUUAAAAAU
Messenger RNA from Xyrauchen texanus (razorback sucker), 2406 nucleotides. RefSeq names its product pleckstrin homology-like domain family B member 3. NCBI's taxonomy places the organism in Eukaryota, Metazoa, Chordata, Actinopteri, Cypriniformes, Catostomidae. The transcript has 17 exons. The record is from RefSeq and is a predicted model, not a curated record. The coding region runs from base 255 to 2057 and encodes 600 amino acids.